AUGAGUGAACGCUCAAAUUCAAGACCAAGAAGGGAAGGAGUUAAAUACUCCACACUUAUUAAAAAACAUGUUUCUGGAAACCCAAGACUCAAUCUAACUGAAAAUAAGCGAAAAAAUAGUGUUAAGGCUACUAAUGACCCUGAUGUCUUUAUUCUGUCAAAAGCUAACGAUAAAGGAAAGAACAAAGAAGUACAACAAGAAGCUAAUCUCGAAGCUGAAAAUAAUAAACUGAAAGACCAACAAAUGACUAUAGAUGCUGAAAAUAAUUCUGAAGAUACGCGCUUAAUCCAAGAAACUGAUUCUACUGAAGAUGAUACUUCUGGUCCGCGUAAGAAUAAUCAACAAAAAAAAUUAUUUGAACAUGAAGAAAACAUUGAUGACAAAGACGAAAUUGAAUCAGUUACAUCCUUUACCUCUGAAACCAGCAACAAUUCCAAAUGGUGUAAACAGCCCACUUACAUGCAUCACGCACAAAUCUUUAAAAGGAAUCCCUUGAAAGAGAACAUGCAUGGAGUAAAAUUGUGGGACAUUCCACUUGGUAUGCGCUACAAAGAGCUUGAAACUGAAUUAGGUAACCUCUAUGGGCCCAUUGAGCAUAUGAAUUUGAGAGUUAACAACAUGUGGCAAUCUGCCAUAGUCAUUUUCAAAACAGUUGAAGAUGCAAAAAAACUUCUUGAAAACUGGAGCAUUAUUAUUGGUGAUGAUUCGUUGAGGGUCACACCAAUUGAUCAAACUUUUGAUAAUCUAAAGUCACGUGGCAUAUACGCAGCACGAGUAAUUAAUCUGCCAGUUGGUAUUACAGCAAGAGAACUUAUACCACACAUUGCACACCUGGGAGCCAAAACAUGUUAUUUUUCGAGAACAAGAAACUAUAGACGUAGGGGUGAAGCAAUCAUUUCAUUUGCAUCUGAAGAGGAAAAAAAUAAUGCUUUGAAAGCCGUAUGGGAGAAAGGAAACUUUGAUGUUAAAAUCAUUGACAUAGAAACCAAAACUUGCCACCGUUGUCAUUCAAAUGAACACCUUGUAGCAUCGUGCCCCCGUACGAUUAGAGAUAAUGAAUUUCGCCAGAAAAAUAAUGAAAGAUUAUCAAAAUUCGGAGGAAUCUACAAAAAACACAAUCCCAAAUACUUUGCUGCAAUUAAUAAACAAGUAGGAAACAAAACAUACGCAGAUGUAACUAAGGGUAAUAAACAAACUCCUGAAUUUAACAGGAAUAUGACUAUGGACAGAAAACUCAACCGAAUUGAACAACUCUUAACAGACUUGACUGAACGUUUGGAUCGUUUAGAGGAAUUU
Molecule: messenger RNA, 1296 nt
Organism: Diversispora eburnea
Lineage: Eukaryota; Fungi; Glomeromycota; Glomeromycetes; Diversisporales; Diversisporaceae
Source: the annotation of a GenBank genome assembly